AUGGAGGACACUGAGGACACAGGACAGGUGACACUGCUGUCCCCGCCGUCCCCGCCGUCCCCUCAGGUGGACACGGCGAGUCCCCGGCACGGUGGCGAGCUGGUGGCCGAGGUCCUGCGCGCCCACGGCGUUCGUUUCCUGUUCACCCUGCCCGGGGGCCACAUCUCGCCCGUGCUGGUGGCCUGCGAGAAGAUCGGCAUCCGCGUGGUGGACACGCGCCACGAGGCCACCGCCGUCUUCGCCGCCGACGCCGUGUCACGGCUCUCGGGCCGCAUUGGCGUGGCCGCCGUCACGGCGGGCCCCGGUGUCACCAACGCGGUGACGGCCGUCAAGAACGCCCAGAUGGCCGAGUCCCCCCUGCUGCUCCUGGGCGGCGCCGCCGCCACCCUGCAAAAGGUGGACACGGCGAGUCCCCGGCACGGUGGCGAGCUGGUGGCCGAGGUCCUGCGCGCCCACGGCGUUCGUUUCCUGUUCACCCUGCCCGGGGGCCACAUCUCGCCCGUGCUGGUGGCCUGCGAGAAGAUCGGCAUCCGCGUGGUGGACACGCGCCACGAGGCCACCGCCGUCUUCGCCGCCGACGCCGUGUCACGGCUCUCGGGGGGGGUUUUUGGGGUGCCCCCAGGCCCCGUGUUCGUGGAGCUGCCCAUCGAUGUCCUGUACCCCUUCCACGUGGUGCAGAAGGAGAUCGGGGGCUCCAAAACCCCCCGGGGGCUGCGGGGGAAACUCGUCCAGUGGGUGGGUUUGGGAUCGGGGUUUUUGGGCGUCCCCAGAGCCACCCCCCAGCAGGUCCAGCUCUGCUCGGAGCUGCUGAGCCGGGCCCAGCGCCCCCUGGUGCUCGUGGGCAGCCAAGCCCUGCUGCCCCCAACCCCCGCUGAGGAGCUGUGCUCAGCCCUGCUGUCCCUGGGUGUCCCCUGCUACCUGGGGGGCGCCGCCCGGGGUCUGCUGCCCCCCGAGUGCCCCCUGCUCCUGCGGCACAACCGCCGGGAGGCGCUGCGCCGCGCCGACCUCGUGCUGCUGGCAGGCACCGUCUGCGAUUUCCGUCUCUCCUACGGGCGCCUCUUCGGCCGCGGCGCCGCCGUGGUGGCCGUGAACCGCGACCGGCGGCAGCUGCUGAGGAAUUCCGACGUCUUCUGGAAACCUCGGCUGGCUGUGCACGGUGACCCCGCGUCCCUGGUGGUGGCGCUGUCCCGCAGCCUGCAGGGAUUCUCCGGACCCCGCGAGUGGCUGGAGCAGCUCCGGGACAGCGACAGGGACAGGGAGCAGAGGAUCCGGGACAAGGCCGCUGUCCCCCCCCCGUGUCACCUGAACCCCCUGGCGCUGCUGCAGGCCCUGGACCAGGUGCUGCCCCCCCAGAGCAUCCUGGUGGCCGACGGAGGCGACUUCGUAGCCACGGCCGCCUACACCGUGCGGCCACGGCGGCCACUGGCCUGGCUGGACCCUGGUACGGCCACCCCCGGGGGGGACACCUGGGGACACCUGGGGACAGCUUGGGGACAGCAUGGGGACACNGCCCUCGGGGCCAAACUCUGCCGGCCCGAGGCUGAGGUGUGGGUCCUGUACGGGGACGGCUCGCUGGGCUUCAGCCUCAUGGAGUUCGACACCUUCGUGCGCCACAAGGUCGCGGUGAUCGCUCUGGUUGGGAACGACGCCGGCUGGACCCAGAUCAGCCGCGAGCAGCUCCCCCUGCUGGGCAGCGCCGUGGGCUGCAGGCUCAGCUACAGCGGUGAGUGACCCUGAGUG
Molecule: messenger RNA, 1740 nt
Organism: Sturnus vulgaris (Common starling)
Lineage: Eukaryota; Metazoa; Chordata; Aves; Passeriformes; Sturnidae
Source: RefSeq, a predicted model, not a curated record